Molecule: messenger RNA, 1443 nt
Organism: Miscanthus lutarioriparius
Lineage: Eukaryota; Viridiplantae; Streptophyta; Magnoliopsida; Poales; Poaceae
Source: the annotation of a GenBank genome assembly
AUGGGUCUCGGGGAGGCUGCUGUGGAACCACUGCCUGGCUCGGUGCAUGCCAGCUUGAAGGAGGAGGAAGGUCAACCGAGUUCUUCAUCCGGUAAACUAAGAUUACAGUUUAUUGGAAUGGGUUUUUCAGCCAAGCGGGUAGACAAGGUUCUCCAGAGACAUGGUGACGAUGAUUCUAACACAAUUUUGGAAUCUCUUCUGUCCUAUUCUGACCAUCAGCAGUCUAGAUCCGAGUCAUCGGGUUCUUUUGGAAGUUUAUUUGAUUGUGAUAAUGAAGAGAACAAUUCUUCUUUAGAGUCUAGGAAAGGAAUCAAAGACAUCAAGGGAAAGACUGAAUUACUGUGUGGUGUGAUGGAAAAAACACUUAGCUUACUUCAGAUGGGCUUUACCAAGGAAGAGGUAUCAUCAGUUAUUGACAAUUUUGACCAGAGAGCAACUGAUCAGGAGCUGGCUGACUCAAUUUUGGCAAGGCGAAUAGCCAAUAGCAUUGAGCAGAAAGAGGUAAAAAUUGAAUCUGACUUUCUAGGCGAGGCAGAACCUGAUUAUUCUUCAUACCAGCCCUCAUACUCUGCUGCAAGCUAUUAUGACGAUGACAGCAACAAUACAGGGGUUAAAAGGGCUAAGCAUAUAUUUAUCGAUGACACAGGUGCCUCCAGUAGUCACCCUGGCAAUCCAUGGUCUAUGGGGCACUGUGCAGGGACAAGUGAUAUGCAUGUUAAGGUAGAACUUGAAGCAAUGACACCAGGCCUCCGUGCAAAUGUACAAGGUGACCUUGCUAAACCCCCAUUUUUCUUGUAUGGAAAUGUGGUAGACAUUCCAAAAGACACAUGGUAUCAACUCAAACAGUUCUUAUACAAUGUGGAGCCUGAGUUUGUGAACAGUCAGUCCUUCUCCACUCUAAGUCGAAAGGAAGGUUACAUUCACAAUCUUCCAGUGGAGAAAAGACGUGUCGUGGUUCCAAAGUCUCCAAUGACUAUUGAAGAAGCACUUCCAUUCACCAGACAGUGGUGGCCCUCAUGGGAUACAAGAAAACAUAUCAGUGUUGUUACUACAGAGUUUGCAGGGAUUGAGCAGACAUGUGAAAGAUUGGGGAGCAUGUGCAUUGGAGGUGCAGAAGUAACACUUCAUCGGCUAGGCAUUCCUUUGAAAUGUGUAAUAUCUGUUGAGGAAUCUGAGGUGAAUAGGAAAAUUCUAAGAGGGUGGUGGUCGAAAACUGAACAAACUGGAAUGCUAAGGCAGUAUGUGGGAAUCUGGAAGCUCAAAACACAUGUGAUUGAAGACUUGGUGAAAGAGUUUGGUGGUUUUGGUCUGAUUAUUGGUGGGAAUUAUACUUCUUGCAAAGGUGGUACUACAGUAAAUACGACAAUGGGCAUGGAUUCCAACCGCUUCUAUGAGUAUGCCCGUGUUGUUAAAAGAGUAGGGACUGCAGUUAGACUCAAUUGA